CGGAGACAAGAGUGUCCAAUAUUUUGGUGGUGAUCUCCCGUGGUGGUGUUCCCGCGCUCAACCUUCUGAUAUUACCCUGGAAUGUGGGUUUUAGAGAAAGAUGGGACACCUCCAGAUGAAAUUCACUUCUUGUACUGUGGGACACUACUGCUGGUGACCCGACGUGAGGGUCACAUUCUUCUUCAGGGUGAUGUCUCCAUCAGCCGACAGCAUGCUGCUAUUUUUAUUACUCACUCGAUUGAAAAUUUGAAAAAUAUACAAGUAUUGCCGAAGGUUGAACUAACUGAUUUAGGAGCAAAAUACGGUACCUAUAUGAAUGAAGGCAUCGAGUCGCAACAAAAGUUGCUUCUAAAUUCAAAAACUGAGUUGAACAAUGGUGAUCAGCUCAAGUUUGGCAUGCUUACCAACCUUUGGAGGUUGGUAUACCGACCCCUGAUUGUGACAACAUCAACGUUGCAGCUGGCUAGCAGGGAUGUGUUGACAGAUGCUUUGCUCAAGUUGGGUGGCCACUUGGUUGAUGAAUGGAGUAAUGCCUGUUUAUACUUGGUCAUGACUAACAUCACAUUCACAGUCAAGGUGGUGUGUGCUCUAGCUGCUGGACGAUACAUAGUAACUCCAGAGUUUUUUACCAAGUUGCUGGAUGCUGUGAUUAACAAAACUUCUCAUCCAAAUCCUGCUGAAUAUAAUCCUCCACUUAAAGAGAUGACAAUUAAUAGUGGAAAGGUGUCUUUUGUUCCUGAUGAAAGGAGGAAGACUCUGUUUAGUGGGUGCACAUUUUUAUUUUCCUCUGAAAAACAGCUGAAGAGGAUGGCACAAGCCAUAGCUCUAGCAGGUGGCAGUGCAGAAAAGCUUAAUGAAGAGAAUUAUAAAAUGCUGGUGUCUAAUAACUAUCUCUUAGUCAAAAUUCGUGCAGAGAAAUCGAGUUCUUCCAAAAAUGACCUCUACAAUACUGCAGAACAAUUACUAAGUGAUAAUAGACUGCGUGCUAUCCCUGAGUCAGACAUUGGUUUGGCUAUUCUGUACAUGGACACAAGUGGUCAUUGCAAUCCAGCCUUCAAGGUUUCCAGUAUCCUUCGACCCGGAGGCUCAUCUGCAUCGGAAAUUACUGAGGGUUUACAGAUAUACGCCACCGAGACCCAGGACACGGAGGAGAACCCGGUGAGCUGGACGGGCACUCGAGUGGUGCCUGAGACUGGUCAAUCAUCAGCUUCCAGAAGACCUUCUUGCACAGCAGCUACCUCCAAUUGCUCACCUGUAUCCAGUAACACCUCAACAUCUACCAGUACCAAUGUGACAUUCUUACCUACAUUAGGCCAGUCACUGCCAUCUUUAACUGGUAUUGAAGACAAAGAAAACUUUUUAAAUAGUACAAAGAAAAGGUCACGGCCAGUAAAUGGAGAAGACACUGCACCUUCAUCCAAACGUAUCAGUAUUCAUUACCCUGACCAGAUACACCAAGAUCACCCAGACCCUACACAGCCUAUGGAGUCACAGAUUGACUGUAAUGACUCCCAGUCUAACUCCCAAGUGACAGCCCUGAAGUUUGAGCCUCAACAUUGUAGCACCCAGAAAAAUAAGACUACAACACCUGCAACUUCAUCAUCUGAUGGACAUCCAAGUGAGGCAAAUAAGACCAGUAGGAUAGCUCCAACUGACAUGCCAAGUACCUCUGGUGAGAGUUUGGACAAGUCCAUCGGUUGUACAGGUGUGAGAUCCAUUCCCUUCGAACCUUACACACUUCCUAGCUUGAAAACAGACACACUGUAUCACGAUGACAUGUCAACCCAACAAUUUGUUCCUGUCAAAGAUGAGCCUCUCACUGCAGAAGCAGAUGAAAGUUUAUUAGAUGUCACAGAUUGUCACCCUGAAAAGAGAAGAGCAGAGGAACAAAUGAACUUGCUUAAUAAAAAUGAUGACUCUCUGUGGCAUGGAGGCAAAAAGAGGAAAAUUGGGAAUGAGAACAAUGGACUUACAAAAACUGAGAGAAGCUUAAUUAAUAAUAACCAGAGAACAAAUACUUUUGUACACAGUGUAAAACAGGAACAGGCAGAGGAGGACAAUCUUUUUGACUUGCCAACAACAAGUGAAAGAGUUCAGAGAAGAAGAGCAGGCAGUCAGAGUGCUGCUGCAGCAAAUUCAACAACUGUGAAUGUCAGAGAGCAUAUUCCAGAUGAUGAGCUCUUUGCCUUGCCUACAUCAUCUCGAUCAGAGCGCAGGAGGAGACAACUUGAUCAGAAAGCCGAAGAUACACGAGCACCUCAAGAGGGCAAUCGGUCAGAGCCAGCGAAGGCAACCCAAGCUCCGAUUAAUAAUCCCUGUAGGGGCAGUGUAGAGCAGAAACAGAAGAUAGUGAUUGUUUCAAAUGAAGGAGACUUUAUAUCAAAGAAAAGUAUCUCCAUUAAGCGAAGUCCAAGCGAACUAGAGGCAGCAGCCCAAACUGGUAUGCCUCUGCCAGGGGUGAUCAAACAUGGAGAUGUUGCAGAGCUCAGUGGUGCCAUGGAGAAAUCUCUGGUGGUUGUGGAAGUAGCUUCUCUUGUGAGGCGAAAUAAUAGAAUUUCUGCAGAAACCUCACUCAAUCAGAACUUUGGUGGACUUCAAAAUUACAAGAGAUUUAGAAAGAAUAUAAAUGAAAUCACAUCACUGCCAAGAAUCAUAGGAGGCAGAGAUCUUGUAGCUCAUGAUGUAGCAGAGAACCCACUGCGUGAUGCGUGGUUCUCCCAGCAUCAAGAUGUGACUAUUGUGCUAGAAGAGAGAACCACACGGAAUGCGAUUGGUUCUAAUUUUGCUGAUGAUGAAUUAUUUGACCUGCCAGGGAUCUCCAGGAACCGGUCAAGGGUGCGAAAAUAACCAUACAAGCCUUCGUGCUAAUUUUAUGUUAGUGUGUUGUAUGGGAUGUGCAUAAUGUUUAAGAAAUUAACAAUAAACUGUGCAAUUACAGCAUC
Molecule: messenger RNA, 2942 nt
Organism: Cherax quadricarinatus
Lineage: Eukaryota; Metazoa; Arthropoda; Malacostraca; Decapoda; Parastacidae
Product: nibrin
Biological process (GO): mitotic G2 DNA damage checkpoint signaling; double-strand break repair via homologous recombination
Cellular component (GO): Mre11 complex
Molecular function (GO): protein binding; damaged DNA binding
Source: RefSeq, a predicted model, not a curated record